Molecule: messenger RNA, 2973 nt
Organism: Vespa velutina
Lineage: Eukaryota; Metazoa; Arthropoda; Insecta; Hymenoptera; Vespidae
Gene: Cpr
Product: NADPH--cytochrome P450 reductase
Exons: 10
Coding region: 718-2757 (679 amino acids)
Biological process (GO): response to hormone
Cellular component (GO): cytosol
Molecular function (GO): FMN binding; NADPH-hemoprotein reductase activity; flavin adenine dinucleotide binding
Source: RefSeq, a predicted model, not a curated record
UCACGAAGAAAAAGAGGAAGAAAGAACUAAUGGGAUCGUUUAUCGUUUACGAAAAACUUCAAAACGCACAAGUGAAGCGAGCUUAAAAUUGUGUUGUGUGUCGGCUUGUAAAUUCAGUAUCUCGAAAGUAAGAACCACACGCUCGGCAACCUUCGGCAACCUUCCGACCGUGACACUCGAUUUGCCAUCAUUGUCGAUCGUAAUUCGUCGCAACUGAAAUUCUUUUCAUUUGCCUCCUGUUAUAUAUUCUCCUUCGGACGCACGAAUAUAGACAGACAGACAAUAAUAUCAUACUAACUAUUAUCGGUCUAGUUUUCCAAUCUUAAAAAGUAAUAAUUUCAAUAGGUCCGUUAAUUAAAUCGUGAUCAAAUUUUUCAUAGAGGAUCCAUCAUUAAAUCAACUUCAAACAAGAGUUAUACAGCAUCACGUUAUUUGUACAUUGUCCUUCCGUACGUGAUUCGCAAACUCGUUAACCGUUCGAAUUUUGAACUAACAGUGUUUCCUUGGUACAGUGUCGUUUCUAAAGAGAAAAAGAAGAAAAAAACAAAAAAAAAAAAAAAAGGAAAAAUCAGAAGAAAGAAGAGGAAAGUCACAUGGUGAUCGAAUAUUUUGUGAAAAUCAAGAAAGAGAAGCAAUUUACCAAAAAUCAACAACAUCGAUCGGGGAAAUCGAAUCAUUUCUUUCAUUGCAGACGCAUCACAACCAAAAGCAGUAAGGAUGGCUGGGUCUCCAGUUAUAGAAAAUGAGAACAGAAUGGAGACUGUUGACGAGUCUUCUUAUAGUACUUUAGAUUUCCUUCUACUUGGAACUCUACUUUUGGUAGCCAUAUGGUGGCUUAUGCGCAGAAAUAAGCAAGAAGAUACUACAUUUACUACUAAAUCAUAUUCCAUUCAACCAACAUCAUUUACAUCAUUAACACCAUCAGAAAAUUCUUUUAUAAAAAAGUUAAUAUCUUCUGGUCGAAGUUUAGUUGUAUUUUACGGUAGUCAAACUGGAACCGGUGAAGAAUUUGCAGGCAGAUUAGCCAAGGAAGGUAUCCGAUAUAAAUUGAAGGGUAUGGUUGCAGAUCCAGAGGAAUGUGAGAUGGAAGAAUUAACGCAUAUGAAAAAAAUUAAAAAUAGUCUAGCAGUAUUUUGUUUAGCCACGUAUGGAGAAGGUGAUCCUACAGACAAUGCAAUGGAAUUUGUUGAUUGGCUAAAGAAUGGAGAUCCAGAUCUUACAGGCCUAAAUUAUUCAGUAUUCGGACUUGGAAACAAAACUUAUGAACAUUACAAUGAAGUGGCUGUAUAUGUUGAUCAUAGAUUGGAACAAUUAGGUGCUACCCGUGUUUUUGAUUUGGGAUUAGGUGAUGAUGAUGCCAAUAUAGAAGAUGAUUUUAUUACUUGGAAGGACAAAUUUUGGCCAGCUGUCUGUGAAUUCUUUGGUAUUGAAGGUACAGGAGAAGAUGUCAGUAUUAGACAAUAUAAAUUAACGGAACAUGUUGAUAUUCUGCCUGAAUGUAUUUAUACUGGAGAAAUAGCACGUCUUCAUUCUUUUAAAAAUCAAAGACCACCAUAUGAUGCUAAAAAUCCUUUCUUGGCACCAAUCAAAAUCAACAAAGAAUUACAUGGUCCAACAUCUGAUAGAUCUUGUAUGCAUAUUGAGUUUGAUAUAGAAACAUCUAAAAUGCGUUAUGAAUCUGGCGAUCAUUUAGCUGUAUAUCCUGUUAACAGUGCAGAGUUAGUAAAUAAAAUUGGCGAAAAAUGUGGUAUUGAUUUAGAUACUGUAUUCACUCUUACUAAUACAGAUGAGGAAUCCACUAAAAAGCAUCCAUUUCCAUGUCCUUGUACAUAUAGAACUGCUUUAACUCAUUAUUUGGAUAUAACUGGUAAUCCAAGAACUCAUAUUUUAAAAGAGUUAUCAGAAUAUGCUAGUGAUCCAAUUGAUAAAGAGAAAUUAAAAUUGAUGGCUUCUACUAGUGCUGAAGGUAAAGCUGCUUAUCAGCAAUGGAUAGUACAAGAAAACAGAAAUAUUGUACACAUCUUAGAAGACAUCCCUAGUGUGAAACCAGCCUUGGAUCAUUUGUGUGAAAUUUUACCACGAUUACAAUGCCGUUACUAUUCCAUUUCUUCAUCGCCGAAGCUUCAUCCAAAUUCAAUACAUAUUACUGCAGUUGUCGUGGAAUAUAAAACACUAACAGGUAGAAUUAAUAAAGGUGUAACAACCAGUUGGUUAAAAGAAAAACAUCCUUCGAACCCGCCUUGCCUUGUUCCUAUAUUUGUACGAAAAUCACAAUUUCGUUUACCAACACGAUUGACUACCCCAAUUAUUAUGAUUGGACCUGGAACUGGUUUAGCACCAUUUAGAGGUUUUAUACAAGAACGAGACUUAGCUAAAAAGGAAGGUAAAGAAGUCGGUGAUACGAUUUUAUAUUUUGGAUGCAGAAAGAAGAAUGAAGAUUAUUUGUAUAGAGAAGAAUUAGAAGAAUACGUAAACAGCGGCAUGUUAAAAUUACAUAUUGCAUUUAGUAGAGAUCAGCCUCAGAAAGUAUAUGUAACACAUUUACUUGAAAAUAAUAAAGAAGAAAUAUGGAGAGUCAUUGGUGAACAAAAUGGUCAUAUAUACGUCUGUGGUGAUGCUAGGAAUAUGGCUCGUGAUGUACAUAAUAUAUUACUAAAAGUUGUAAUGGAAAAAGGAAAUAUGUCAGAUAAAGAAGCAACAGCAUAUAUUAAGAAAAUGGAUUCGCAAAAACGUUAUUCUAGUGAUGUUUGGAGUUGAAUGUUAUUUAAUAAUUUGAAUAUCUUAUAAAUUUAUAUAAAAUAAAAUUGUCUGUGCAAUAUUUGAUACAGACUAAUAUGUGAAUGUCAAACAUUGACUAUAUAUAUAUAUAUAUGUAAGAUUUUAUACAUUAUAAACUAUUAUAGAACGAUAAAAUGAGACUAUUAUAAUAUCUUAUAAAAUAGCUUUAAUUUUAUUAUCUAUAUGAUAAAGAUA